AUGAAUAAUAUAUAAGUUAAGGGGGAACAAUUAUUUAAAUGUAAGACUCUAUUUAUUUAAAUUUAUAGAGACCAUACAAAAGAAGAAUUUUUAGAUCGUUUACUACUUUAGGAUCGUCUAUAUGUAUACUACUAUUAUUUAUAAUUUAGAAACUUCAUCUUAAAAUACCUUAAAAUUUGGUUGAUUAAGCAAUUUUUGUAAAGCUUUUGAAAUUACAUUAACUAAUAAAAAUGAAGAUUUCUAUGUAAUCAAAGAAUCUAUUUUCUAAAUGGAAAGUAAAAUUAAUAUAUUUUAAAUAUUAGAUAUCAAGAGUGAAAGUGAUUUCUUUAAUAUUUUGAGAAGGUCAUUUUUGAAAUAAUCUCCUGAUGCUCAUUAUAUUUCAAUUUUAAGCGUGCUUGCAUUGGUUUUUAAAGGAAUUUCAUUAGAUGACAUUGUUAAUAUAUGUAAUUGUGAUAAAGAACAUAUUUAAAAUAUUUUUGAUGAAGAAAUUAUAGAUUUAUUGUAUUUAAAGUAUACAAUUUAAAAAUGCAUUAAUUCAAUACUUACCAUCUAACAAGUAAUUGUAUCAUUAAUUUAUUACAACAAUGGAACACUCUUAGAAUAACAUAAGAAAAUUAAAGGAAUUAAUAUAUUAAUAUACAAGAACAAAAAGAUAUUUUAAAUUAAGGGAGGUCUUAAUAAAUGUUGAGAAUUUUCUAAUGAUUUGGAGACCAAAUCACAAAUUUGAAUUAUGUCACUUAUGGGAACAGAAUGGUUAUGAUUUGGUUAUGGAAUAUAGAAAAUUUUUAAGCUCUUUCUAAACCUACAAAUGAAGGUUUAUUUUAUAUAAUGUUAUAAAUUUGUAGAUUUAGUAAUUUUGAAAAGUAUUUUAUUUAUAUCUAAAUUAUACAAGUGAUCAUACUCCCCCUUACAAACAUCCAGAAUUAAGAGGAUAAUCGAUUGAAAUAGCUAAAAAGAAAACUAAGUUAAUGAAUAAAGAUUAUUCUCCUUAAUAAUAAGGUAAUAUUGAAAGUUUAAAUAUGGUUAUCAAAGCUAAUAGAGAUUAUUUUAUAAAUUAUUACAUAAGCUAAUUUGAUUAAAAUCUAGUUUAAGAAUAUAUGAAUAAAUUUUAGAUAAAAUAAUAACAAAUACAAGAAAUUAAUAAAAUUAUUAUUACAAAAGAUGGAUAUGGGUUUAAUUUCCUUGGUUGGCAUUGACUUAAAAAACAAUUAUUCAAAAUUAAUGGACUAUUAUAAUACAAAUAAUAUUCCGAUGUCUGAAGAGUUACAAAUAGUUAGAAAGCUAUAAAAUUAGCUUUGAUAGCCAAACAAACCAAAUAGAUGAUAAUUGUAAUUGCCUUAUUAUUUACGUAUUUCAGCUUCUAAACUUCCCUCUAUCAAUUCAAACAUCAGAUUGAGAUAGUUUUGUCCUUUAUAUACAACAAGAAAUAUAAAUAUUUUAAAACCAGAGCUGAACACAAUAAAACAGAGAGGAGUAUCAAAAAGAUUUCAUUGCCUAGUUUAUAGAAAAUUUAAUUCUAUAAAAAAUUAGACUAGAUUAUGUAUUAGUAGUAACUUCAUAAUUGACUAACAUUAGUUAGUUAAAAAAUAGAUUGAAAGAUUAUUCAACAAUAAGAUAGAAUAUGUAUCUUGAUGAAGUAAAUAGUGAAACAUAAAAAACUUUAGAAAUUACUAAUUGGCUUCAAGAUGAAUUAAAAAAAUAAUAAGAAAAUUUAUCAAUUGUCUAAUUAGAAAUGAAACAAAUGAAUAUCGUAUAGAAAUUCUGUUAAUGAAGAUAGAGCUUAAAAAUUAUUUAAGCAUUUUAAAAAUCUAGAUAAAUUAAUUGCUGAAUAAAUUACCAUAAUAACAGAAUUAUCAGAGAAAGUGAUAUAUAUUAAAUAAAAAUCUAAAAUAGAAACCAAAAAGGCCUAUUAAGAAAAAAAACAACUUUAACAUUAAUUAGAGGCAUCCAGGAGGUUAACCUAUUUUUAAAAUAUACCACCUUCUCCAGGUAUGAUUUUAAAUAUAGAAAAUUCUUAUUUUUUAGAUACAAAUAAGAAACAUUAAAAUUUGUAGUAAAUUAAUGCCAUUCAUUCUCAUAAUGAAAUAUACAACAGAGGAAACAAAAUCAAGAUAAAGUUUUUUCGAUUAAAAUCAGAAAAGGUAGAAGAGAAUAUUUUAAAAGGAGUGAAUUACAAUUUGCAUACCUAAGAUCUACUUAACCAACUGACAGAUUUGGAAAGUGGAUCGAAUUCUGUGAUAAAAUUUUGA
Paramecium sonneborni is the source of this 2249-nucleotide messenger RNA. The record is from the annotation of a GenBank genome assembly. NCBI's taxonomy places the organism in Eukaryota, Ciliophora, Oligohymenophorea, Peniculida, Parameciidae.